AUGUUACCAACAAAGCUCAGGGCGUUAAACGAUUGUUCCACCGAUGAAAGUAGCAACAACGAUGAUGUGCCGGUUAAAAUUACUAAAGAAGCGUUGGAAGCGAAAGCAGAACUACAAUAUAGCCAAGCAUUACAGUGUUUAGCAAGAGAUCAAUUAGAUGAAGCAGAGAAACAACUAUCAAAUUUAUUGGAAAAAGAAAUUAUUAAAUCUCUAAAUACCACAUUGAACCAAAAAGAUAAAUCUCAAUCUUUAUUAGCUCAUUUAAAAUAUUGCUGUCUUACUAAUUUAGGAAAUAUUUUGUUGAAAAAAUCCAACUACCAUGAAGCCUUAAUUCACUAUCAAGAGGCUUUAAAAAUGGACAAUACUGACUUGAAUCUAUGGUACCGAAUAGGACUUACUCAUAGCAAAUUAUAUCAAACUGAUCAAGCAAUAUCAGCAUUUUUAGAGGGUAUUAAAUGUAAUCCUAAUCAUUGGCCUACUUUGGAUAAAUUGAUUACUUUAUUAUAUGCAAGCAACGAAUAUGUGUGUUGUUUAUAUCAUAUAAGCAUAUCACUUAAUUUAGAUUCUGGAUACUUAAAAGGACAUUUUAUCAAAGAAAUUAUAUUCAAAAAAUUUCCAUCAUUAAUAUCAUAUUUUAAAAGUUAUUGCUCAGACGGUGGUUUAGAUAUUACGUGUGAUGAAAUAAUAGAUACCAAUAUACAGCAAAAGAUAUUAGAUGAAAUUGAAGAUAUCAAGAAAAAUGAUCCUACUUUAUGUUCAGGAAAAUCGUCCAAAAAUAUGGAAUGCAAUCCAAAAUUGUUUGCCAGGCCUUUAGUGUUUAAGAGUUGGGAUCAACUCGGAAAAUGGUUAUUAACAAUUUAUGAUCAUAUGUUUGAAAGCUAUGAACAUUCGUUUCUUUACGAACCUAUACAAUUCAAUCACGAAUCGUUAACUCUAAACACAACAGAAAGCCAAAUUAUGGUAGAUGAAAAAUGUAUUGAAAACGAUUUUGAAAAGCUCUCAUUUAAAAUUGAUGUUCCUGCAACCAAACGAAGAAAAAGUUCACCUUCACUUGCAGAUCAACUAAAAUUAAGUCGGAGAUCAGCUCGAAAUAAAGCAAAUUCAAAAGUUAAUGAGUCAACACUGGUCAAAUCAAUAUGGAAUACUAUGCCCCAACAUUUAUUGCUUGGCAAAGAUGGCAGUAAUAAAUGUAAUCCAAUUAAAUGGUCGGACGAUUCUAUGGAUACAAUGGAUUUGUAUAGGUUAUUUGAAUUCUCAGAUAUAUUGAGUGAUGGUCUUAUUGAAAAUUUACUGAAAAAUAAUAUUUCUGAAGAUGAACGCCUUAAACAAAUACAUGAUGAAAAUUAUUUUGGGUCUGACCAUGAAGCAAAUGAUUUGAAUAAUUUUAUUGAACUUAAUAACAAAAAGUCAAUUUCUGAUUUACUAGAAAUUUAUUUAAUUAUUAUUGCAAACAAAUGGACAAAUACCUGGCCUACCAACAUGGUUCAAGUAUAUAUAGAUGUUUUCAAAAGAGUAUGGAUUCAUACAGAAAAACAACAUAUUACUUACAUUUCUGACUCAAAUUUUGAUUCCUUAAACGAUGAACAAAUUAAACAAGUGAAAGAUGAAAUUUUAUCUAUUCUUACUUAUGGAGAACUAUUAUGUGAUCUUUAUUUUCAAUUAAAAAUUAGCCAUAAGCCAUUAGAAGGAAGUAUUAUUGGAGGAGACUUUUGUUCUCUGUGGAUCGGAAGUAUAAAUGAUGCACUCUCAAUAUUAGAUUUGAAAGAUAAUCAUAUGGUGAUAAAUGUUCGAUUUCUAUGGUUAAGAGCAUUAUUUAACUUGCAAGAUAAAGAAACCAGGCUUACAUGUGAUGUACUUGAUAUGUUACUGAAUUUCAUCUGCGGUCUGGAUGACUAUGAAAUUGUCUUACCUAAUUUAGAAUAUUUUUACCGAAUAAAUUCAAAGAUAGCAGAGAAACUUAUUAUCACAUUAAAAAGGAAUAAUUUAUUAAGUACAGUAAAGAGUCUGUACGAGUCAAAAGAAUAUCUAAGUGUUGUGAAUAUUUUAAAAGAAACUUUAAAACCUCAAUCUACUUACAUGGAGAUACCAAGUUAUCAAACUAUGACACGAAUGAACCAAUACAUAUUUAUGCUAAAUUCAUUUUUAGAGUUAAAAAACUACUAUGAAUUGUUUAAAUGGUGUGAGCCGUGCUUGUAUGAAGCUAUUUUACAACAUCGUAAAAGUCUUAUAGAAGAUUGUGAUCAAAACCAAAAAACUAAUCAGGCCAAAUUUAUUAAUAAUAUAUUUUACGCUAUGUUAGAAUCAAUUAAAAUAGAGGGCUUAGAUGUUUUUGAUAAUGUGUCACAAGGAUCUAAAUCAAAACUUAUACAAUCGGUCAUUAAUCUUCUAUCAUAUCUGAUAGAAACUCCUGAUGGAAAUCCAGAAAUUGAUGCUGUAUCUCCGUGGUUGUUAAUUUAUAAUUUGGUAAAAUAUGAGGAAUCUAAAACUGAUAAUUCAUUUUCUUCUCAAACUACUAAUAUCCCACAGUCUUUAUCAUUACUCUUUCUGGGUCAUGAAUAUUUAGGAAAGAGGUCAUGGUGUUGUUUUGAAGAUGGUAUUCUCCUAUUUCUAACAUUAUCAGAAAUAGAACCUUUCAUUCAUACGGAUUUGUAUAACAUAUCAUUAGUGCAUCAAGUUGAUCAAAUAUUUUUUUGUUUGUAUACACAUUUAAUCAAACGUAAUAGACCACGCCAUGUACAGGAUCAUCAUUCCAUGGGAUUAGCACUUACAUGGCCACGAGCUAGACAAUUGAUGCAUUUUUAUCAACCCCAAGAAUUACCUAGUUACGAUGGUAUAUCAAAAACAUUUACUGUAAAUUCUGAUACAGAAGCUAUGCUUAAAAAAAUCAUAGCUCUCAUACCUGAAGAAAUAAAACCAAAUCGAUUGAUGGAUAAUUUAAUGAUGUACAUUAAAGGGGAAACAGACCAGUUGCCUAUAAAUGAUAAUCCUUUACCUAACGAUGUAAAAGAUAUUUUUUAUUUAAUGGCUGAUUUUAAUUUUAAAAACAAGACUUGGAGUAAAGCUAUUCGAUAUUAUUUACUUGAUCUUUGCAAUAACUUAGAUCGUUUUGAUUCUUGGGCUGCCAUGGCCUUAGCUAGGGGGAGUCAAAUAGAGACAAAAUUAAAUUCAUGUGAGUCAAUAAAAAAUGAAGCUGACAUAAUUAGAAGAGCUCAUAUGACUGGUCGGUGCUAUAAGCACUCUCUUAAAAUAAGUCCUGAAAAUACAACUCUUCUUAUUGAAUAUGGGACAUUUACCUAUAGUAUUCAUUCCUUUUGUUCACGUUUAUUAAAACAGGAAACCUCUAAUAUGAGCUUACAAAUGUUUGGAGAGCUUGAAGAAGAAAAAGAAAAAAUGAUCAAAAUCGCCAGAAAAUGUUUUGAAACUGCCAAUAAUGUUUGGGAAUACACUGAUUGCGAUUCCCAGGAUGAACGGUGGAUGCAUCAUUAUGUUCUCGGGAAAAUAACUGAGAAAAAUGAUGAUAACUCAACCGUAUUUAUGGAUCAUUAUUUAAAAGCUGCUCAGUAUUUAAACUCCUAUGGAGCUGAGUUUCCAGAGCAUAUUAUAUACACUACUCCUCAAUAUUAUUCAAUUGAAGUGCUCGAGAUUUAUUACAGAAUCCACGCUGGAGCGUUAAAGUUGUUAGAAAAACAUGAUAACCAAUCAUUAAAUGAAGAAUUAUAUAGUAAAAUUAAAAUAGCAUUAGAUGAAAUAUCUGAUAUGUCCCCUAUUGCUGAUAAAAAUAAGAAACCCAGUAACAUGUCCACACUUGAUGUGGUUAAUUGUAAGGAUGUAAUAAAAAAGGAUAUAAACUUAACAGUAAAACAGACUUUAAAUAAUAUCAUCAAUCAUGUGAUGACAUCUGAAAAAGAUGUUGAUAAUUCCGAAGUGAGUUAUCAACGUGAAUUUAUUACCAAAACUUCUAAUGACAAUUCAAACAUGCCGGUAAAAAAAAUGAAGUUAGAUUCAGCUAUUCAAGACACAAUCAACCUUCGAUGGACAUUAAUUCAAAGGUGCCUAGAAGCUUUAGAAGAUUGCAUCAAAAGAUUUCCUCAACAUUACAAAUCGUAUUAUCGGUUGGCCCAUUUUUAUUUCCGUUCACCAUCUCAUAAAGAUUUUAAUAAAUUCAAAGAUUUAAUUUUUGGUGAACGAGGGUUAUUUGUUGGACAAAGGCCUAAUAACUUUUUCCACGGUGUUUGGAGGAUACCAGUUAGUGAAAUAGACCGCCCUGGUUCAUUUGCUUACCACAUGAGUCGCUGUAUACAUCUAUUAUUAGAUUUUCUUAAAGAAACUGGUGACCACAAAAUGCUACUUGAUUUGGCUAUUCAGUUGAAAUACAUACCUGAUCUUGAUAAGAAAUAUUUACGUGAUAACGAACGAGAAGGUAUUUCAAAAGAAGCACUGUUCCUUAGUGUUCAAAUAUUAAGGAGAAUGAAAUCAGAAUAUGCUAAAACUAAUAACCGCUCCAAAAAUGAACUUCUUCUUAUUCAAGUUUACAAAAGUUAUAAGCGUGUGUUCAAGUGUUGGCAACAUAAAGAUAACACUUUAUCAAUGCUAUUAUUGAAUGUCUAUCAAAACAUUGUUGGAACAAAAGACGAUGUAUCUAAUGAUAUCAUAAUAAAGUAUUGUCAAAAGCUUCAAACAAAGGAAAAAGAAAUUGAGUACAAAAGCAAUAUUGCAAAUAAUGAAAAUAAUAUUACAUCGCCAGUUGCCAAUUCUAAAUCUACUAGUAUAUUGAAUUCUUCGCAAGCUUUGUCAACUCAGAUGUCACUUGAAAACCAAAAACGGCUUUAUUCCCCACAAGUCUCACAUCCGCUUCCAAUGAAUACUCAGUUAUCCAAUCAAAUAAUGUCUAUGUUUGCUCCCUAUACACAAUCCCCAUUGUUCCCAAUGUCACAAGAGACAAGUUAUAAUUACACAUUACAGCAAAAGUUGCAAGCAACGAAACAGAAACUAAAAAAAAACAAUAAUAAGCCAAAAGCGGAAUCAAAACGGUCCAAAACUGACAAAUCAGAUGUCCAUAGACUGCCAAAUGGUAAACAAAAAAAAAGUUCUAGUAUUAAAGUCAGUAUUGAAUCAAAAAUUGUGCGAAAUUCUAAGUUAUCCAACAAUAAACCUACAAAAAAGACAAAAACUAAUCAUUUGGAACUAUGUAAAACCUUGAAUAUUUCACACAAUGCACAGAAUGAAUUAAAACCAUCACACAACUUGGAUUCAAUUGUAGAAAUCAACAAACUACCUAAUAACAUAGGCCAGUCACAAAAACAAAAGCCCAACAAUUUGUCUUCAAUCAAACAGAAAGCUGUCAAACAAGCAAUGUCCUCUACACUUUUAACUGUGGACAAGUCAAAACCGACCAUAAUGAUGAAGCCAACAAACUCACGUAAUCCAAAAUCAGUAUACAUAGACCUAGAUUCUGCUGCUGAACAGGCUCGUUUAAAAUCUACAAUUCUCCAGAAUAAAAGUCCAGAAAUUAAAAAAACUGCUACUGUCUCGUUGAAUCCUGCCAUGUUUCUAUCUUCUUGCCCAGGUUUAAGUAUAACGCCGGUCGUGAACGCAAAUGAUAACCGCAAGGCAAAUGAAACAUCAUUGGCAUCACGUCAUGUUCAAAACAUCCCAACAAUCACACAAAAUUUUAAUUUUGAAAAGUUUCAGCACCUCAGUAAUAGUUUGACUAUUACAAAAUCUGAAAAAAAUGUUAAUAAAAAAUCCAAACCUGAAUUAAUCCUACUUGAUUAG
Macrosiphum euphorbiae (potato aphid) is the source of this 5775-nucleotide messenger RNA. NCBI's taxonomy places the organism in Eukaryota, Metazoa, Arthropoda, Insecta, Hemiptera, Aphididae. The record is from the annotation of a GenBank genome assembly.